Sorex araneus (European shrew) is the source of this 939-nucleotide messenger RNA. RefSeq names its product ADP-ribosyltransferase 5 (gene ART5). The transcript is spliced from 4 exons. Gene Ontology annotation, molecular function: NAD+ poly-ADP-ribosyltransferase activity; NAD+-protein-arginine ADP-ribosyltransferase activity. Bases 10 to 939 code for a protein of 309 amino acids. Lineage: Eukaryota; Metazoa; Chordata; Mammalia; Eulipotyphla; Soricidae. The record is from RefSeq and is a predicted model, not a curated record.
CCGAGAGAGAUGCUGGCGGCACUGCUGCUCGCCCUCAGCUGCCUCGGCCUCCACAUCGCCUGGCAGGCACAGGCCGUGCCCAUCCUGCUCCUGGGCCUGGCUCCAGACUCCUUCGAUGAUGCCUACGUGGGCUGCCAGGAGGAGAUGGAGGAGAAGGCAGCGGCCCUACUGCAGGAGGAGAUGGCCGGCCACACCCUGCUGCGGGAGUCCUGGGCGGCGGCCCGGGCAGCCUGGGAGCAUAGGCGUCAAGGGCUCCUCUUGCCCCCUGGCUUCGGGGCCCCGCACGGAAUCGCCAUCAUGGUCUACACCAACUCGUCCAACACCUUGUACUUGGAGCUGAAUCAGGCCGUGCGCGCGGGCGGCGGCUCCCGGGACCUCUACCUGAGGCACUUCCCCUUCAAGGCCCUGCAUUUCUACCUGACCCGGGCUCUGCAGCUGCUGCGGGGCAGCGGGGGCUGCAGCGGGGGGCCGGGGGAGGUGGUGUUCCGGGGCGUGGGCAACGUGCACCUGGAGCCCAGGACGCUCGGGGACGCGGUCCGCCUGGGCCAUUUUGCCUCCAGCUCCCCAGAUGAGGCCACGGCCCGCAGGUUCGGUAAUGCCACCCUCUUCUCUCUGAGGACUUGCUUUGGCGUCCCUAUCCAGGCCUUGUCUGUGUUUCCCGAGGAGCGUGAGGUGCUGAUCCCUCCCCACGAAGUCUUCCUGGUCACCAGGUUCUCCCAGGACGGGGCCAGGAGCCUUGUCAGUCUCCGGAGCUAUAAUCAGACCUGCAGCCACUUCAACUGCGCCUACCUGGGGGGGGAGAAGAGGCACGACUGUGUGUCUGCACCACCAACAGGGGGCCAGCCAGGACCCCCCUCCAAAGAAGCCUUGCCUCUGAGCUUCCAGAAGACCUUGCCCGCACCCCCCAGGAGAGUCCAGUUCUCGGGAGCAGGGCCCUGA